Recurvomyces mirabilis is the source of this 423-nucleotide messenger RNA. RefSeq lists its product as uncharacterized. The record is from RefSeq and is a predicted model, not a curated record. The transcript is spliced from 2 exons. NCBI's taxonomy places the organism in Eukaryota, Fungi, Ascomycota, Dothideomycetes, Mycosphaerellales, Teratosphaeriaceae. The coding region runs from base 1 to 423 and encodes 140 amino acids.
AUGACGACCCCUUCACCCUCAGAGUUCCUGACCUUCAGCCACCGGCUCACAACAUCACUACUUUACCGCUCUCGUCCCGUCUCCAGACUACCUAUAAGACAGUUCACCGCAUCGACAGUAUCACGAGCGGACACAGGAUCUGGUAAUAUCGUCAGUGACAAGGGAACUCAACAAGCACCCAAGUCUGGAAACGAGACCGGGGGCAGUCGCGAGCAUGCAUUAGAUAAGGGCAACAAGAACGACCCAAAUAUCCAAAGCUACGAAAGUAGUGCCGGAAGAGCCGAGAGAGCCAACGAUAGCGGUGGCAACACCACUCGACAGAAGGACGAGAGAAACAGUACGGAGAAGGCGAAGAAGGAUCAUCCCGAGGCGCCGGAUGUGGUGAUUGGGAUGCAGGACGAAAGGGGUGGAAAGGGUGCUUGA